Molecule: messenger RNA, 1806 nt
Organism: Morchella sextelata
Lineage: Eukaryota; Fungi; Ascomycota; Pezizomycetes; Pezizales; Morchellaceae
Exons: 5
Coding region: 1-1806 (601 amino acids)
Biological process (GO): tRNA 3'-terminal CCA addition
Molecular function (GO): RNA binding; ATP:3'-cytidine-cytidine-tRNA adenylyltransferase activity
Source: RefSeq, a predicted model, not a curated record
AUGCUCUCCCUCGCCUCUCUAAACCGCGCCACUCCCUCCCGCGCUAUCAAGACAUUCCUCUUCCUGCGCCGGCCCCUCAUGACUCACCCACAACCAGCAGCAGCAGCAGCAGCAGCAGCCAUGACUCCCACUAACCCCACUAACCCCACCAUCCCCACCACCACCACUCCCCGCACUCGCACUCCCUCUCCCACCACUCCCCCAGCACCCAAACGCCGCCGUCUUCACAGCACCUCCCCCACCCCCUCCACAAUGUCCACCACCACCACCACCACCACCAUCACCACCACCACCAUCACCACCACAACCCCCCGCAUCGAACUAAGCGACACCGAAGAGACCGUGCGCCGCCUGCUCGUCGACGCCGGCGCCGAAAUCGACACCUACAACCGCACGACGGGCGCGCGCAACAAGGAGCCCGUGGUGCUGCGCUUCACCGGCGGCUGGGUGCGCGACAAGCUGCUCGGCGUCCCCAGCCACGACAUCGACGUGGGCAUCAGCCGCAUGACGGGCUACAACUUUGGCCUCUACCUCGUCGACUUCCUGCAGCGCCACUACCACAGCUAUGGCAUUGAGCCGGGCGCCGUGCACAAGAUCGAGAGCAAUCCCGAGAAGAGCAAGCACCUGGAGACGGCGACCAUGAAGAUCUUGGGCCUGGAUAUCGAUCUGGUGAACCUGAGGAGCGAGGUGUACAAGGGGGAUUCGAGGGUGCCGAUUAUGGAAUUCGGCACCCCCGUCCAAGACGCCCUCCGCCGCGACUGCACUGUCAACGCGCUCUUCUACAACCUCCACUCACGGCGCGUCGAAGACUACACGGAGCACGGGCUCGAGGACAUGCGCAACAAGAUUAUCCGCACGCCGCUGCCGCCGCAAGAGACCUUUGACGAUGACCCGCUGCGGAUACUGAGGCUGGUGAGGUUUAGCUCGCGGCUAGGAUUUGAGAUUGUGCCUGAGGCGAGGGAGGCGAUGAAAUUGCCGGAGAUUAUUGACGCCCUCCGCCACAAGAUCUCGCGCGAGCGCAUCGGCGUUGAGCUCCACAAAAUGUUCACCGGCCCCUCCCCCCACCGCGCCCUCACCCUCCUCUACGAGCACUCCCUCUACCCCGCCAUCUUCUGCCCGCCCACCAUCCCCUUCCCCGACUCCCUCCCCCUGCACACACUCCCGCGCGCCCUCGCCGCAACCCGCCACCUCACCACCCUCACCACCCCCCUCCUCCCCACCGCGCACGGCCACUACCUCACCUGGCUGCUCACUGCAGUCACGCCCUGGAACGGCGUCGUGCUCGAGGCAGACAUGAAGCGCAGGACGCCCGCUGCGGCCUCCGCCGUAAGGGAGGGCCUCAAGGUCGUGAAUAAGGUGCAUGAUGUUGUUGCGCGGGCGUUCCAGAGCGUGGAUGCUGUGAGGGGCGUGCUAGCCGAGGGGGAGUGGGGCAGGGCGAGGUUGGGCGUGUUUGUGAAGGAGUUGGGGGCGGCGUGGAGGAGCUGUGUGUUGCUGAGUGAGGUGUUGGAGCUGGUGGAGGUGUGGGAGGGGGAGGAGGAGCGGCCUUCAAAAGAGGCGCAAGCCAUCAUCGACAAAUACGAACACCUCGCCGCACGGAUCAUAGAGCUCGGAAUGGAAGAGGCAUAUCUCAUAAAGCCACUCGUCGACGGCAACGAACUCCUCACAAUCUUCUCGCGCCCGCGCGGCGCCUGGAUCGCAAAGGCGAUGCCCAAGAUCCUCGAGUGGCAAUGGGACAAUCCGGCCGCGGGCAAGGAGGAGGCGCUGGAGUGGGUUAAGGCGCAGAAGGCGUUUUUGCUCCGGGCUUAA